GAGCGGCCGCGGCGCUGCGGUGCCCGUGAGGCGGCGGCGGCGGCUCCUCCGCCGGACGUGCCGGGGAUGCGGCUUGGUGCACUGACCACUGCCCUGGGGACACUGUUCCGGUGCUCGACCACCCUCGGAGUGGAACAUUUCCCGAUAUCCAGUUCUGCAGCACCCUUGCAGAGACUCUACAAGUGAAUGAGAACUUCUCUCUGCAGAACUGAGGUGAAGAGCUUCACCAUGGGUCAACAGAUUUCAAACCACACACAAACUGUAAUUAACAAGUUGCCAGAAAAAGUAGCAAAGCAUGCCUCUUUGGUUCAAGAAAGUGGUUUCCUAACCUAUGAAGAGUUUCUGGGAAGAGUAGCUGAACUCAAUGAUAUUACUGCAAAAUUGGCUUCUGGACAAGACAAACAUCUGCUGUUUGAAGUGCAGCCUGGGUCUGAUUCUUCUGCUUUCUGGAAGGUGAUCGUUAGGAUAAUAUGUACCAAAAUAAAUAAAACAAGUGGCAUCGUGGAAGCUUCCAGAAUCUUGAACUUAUAUCAGUUCACUCAACUUUAUAAAGACAUCACCAGUCAAGCAGCAGGAGUUCUUGCACAGAGUGAUACUUCUGAAGAAGCUGCUGAGAGUUGGAGGUCUCUGUCUUCGUGUCAGGCCAGCUUGUGGAUGGGAAGGGUUAAACAGCUGACAGAUGAAGAGGAAUGUUGCAUCUGCAUGGAUGGGCGUGCUGAUUUAAUCCUUCCAUGUGCUCACAGUUUCUGCCAGAAAUGCAUUGAUAAAUGGAGUGACCGCCACAGAAACUGUCCUGUGUGCCGCCGGCAGGUGACGGGGGCAGGAGAUUCCUGGGUGGUGUCAGAGGCCCCUACAGAAGAUGACAUUGCCACUUACAUCCUUAACAUGGUGGACGAGGCGGGGCAGCCCCACAGACCCUGACCCUGCCCACCAGGCUGAUCAGGGCAGAACCACUUGAAGCUUUUGUUUUCCCCAGCGUCUGGUUUUACCCCUCCUUGUCGUUCUUCCACAGUCUGUCCUUUCCUUCUCCUCUUGGCUGCUGUGAGUCUGCUCUGCUCUCCUAAAGCACAGGGUAUCUGAGCAAGUCUCUGUGUGUGCAGUCUUCAUUAUUAAACUGUUCUUCCAGCAAACUCUUUGAUCAUGAACAGAGUUUAACAAGAGCAUUUGAUACUAAUUAACAGUUCGACUACUCGAUGAAGCAACUUGUAACAGCACAACUACAACUGCAAACUGCUGUUUUGAGCAUCACAGUGUACUGCUACAGAGAUGAACCAUGGUAGGUGGCUUGACCUCACAGUUCCUACCCUUAAAAGCAGUCUCUUAUUCACAACUAAUGUGAAUGAAGAUAAGUUAGCACUAGUGGUUAUUAAUUUGAAAUUUUACUGUUGAAACUUGAAGAUGUCCCACUGCCUGUUCUUCAGUAAGAAGUUAUUGCUGCUUUUAGUAUUUACAGAUACUUAAUCUGAUCUGUUAAGACUUUUAGUAUAAAUUAUUUUAAAUCCGUUUUUGAGAGUGUAGGCAGGUCUGUAAAUGUACUUGUGCACUUCCCGUUAUUCUUCUAACAAAACUUAUCUCUUAAAAUAUUUUUUUUAAAUACGAUAUUUAGCAUAGUCUUAUUAGCUUGGAAACAUUAAACAGAUUCGUACACAAUCCUAAAAGCAGUAAAUUGGCUUCUCAGUAGUUUUUGAUAAAGAACAGCUAGAAUUAUUUUUAAACAUUAGGUAUAUCUGAAUGCCUUUAUUUGAAUUAGCACUUAAGGUGUAGUUUAGGCUGAUGCUGUGGUUUUAUCUGCUCCUCUUGAGUUACUAAAGUGAUGAGAUCAGAGUUAAAAGGUAUAUGAAGAGUUACAAGUGAUAACCUAAGUAAGGGUGCUCUACUUUAUAUCUACAAGUGCAAUAUGCUUUUAUGUAGCAGAGGGAAACUUCUUUAACAAUAAUGUGGCUUAGACUGAGAUGCACAUGUGACUGCUUGGAAAAGGGGUAUCUCAACUGGAGUGAAACAGUAUUUUGUGUCUAGCAGAAUGAAGUCUUUAAGAGCUGAGUUUAGACAGUCUAAAAUUGUUAGUAUUCAGGAAACCCAUCUUAAGCCUCUUGUGCAUAAAUAGUGUUAUGAAAAUGAAUGGCUACUGUAGAGAAUUUUUUAUAUAUAUAUUAACAAAUACUACUUUUUCUCACUCAGUAACCUCAAGUUAAAAUAUUCAAGUGUAGCAUUUGAGGGAAUAACAGCAUAAAUCCUGCUUACUGUGAAGACUGCAUUUUUCCUUACCAUACCUGUUAAAAUUCCAUGAUGCCAUAAGGCUUAGGUCCUUUUGUCACAGGUUCUGUGACAUGUAGAUAUGCACAUUUAGGUUAUUUUUCUUAAUUGGCUACAAAAUAACUUAAUUACAUCAGUUUGUUAAAGAAUGUGCACAGAGUAUGGCACCUGUUUGAGCUUGGCUUGUGACACCAUUGUCAAAUUUAUCAUAGGUUUUAAAACAGAGAAGCAACAUACCUUUCAUGUGUCUGUCAUCUGAGAGCCAGUAUGGUUUAGUGUGUAAAUCUGUAUUUAGCUAUGGAAAAAUCCUUUUAGGAGUGUAUAUAGCUGAGAACUCUUUUUUUUUUUUUUUUUUUUCCCCUUUCUUAAGCCAUUGAUAGCAAUGAAAUAUUCUUCAGUAAAUCUAUGGAGUGUUUGGUUGCAUAAGGGUGGUUGUUUGGGCUGGAAAUCAUUACUGGCCCAGGAUUUCCCACUAAAACAUGUGCAAAUAUUCCUAAUCAUACACUAGUUUGGUUUCCUUUUGCUUUUUGAGCUUGCAUUAGUCCCUGUUCAGAACUUUCAGAUAAUCUUUGAAUUUUUUAAAGUUUUUAUAUCACUGGAACAGAAAGAGCGUCUAAAUGAAAGCCUCAAGCUAACUUUAUUUUUCAAGUACUUCAAGAAUUAUACUUCUGAACUGAGAUUUUAUAAGUUGACUUUCUGCUGAGAACUUACAUGAACUUCUUAAAAUGUAAUUUUAUAUUGAUGCAAACAGGUUGUUAAUUGCAGCAUAAUGACAAUUACAAUAUAAACUAAUGCAAAAAUUAUUUAAAUAGUGAAAAAGUAAACUUUGUAUUCUGUACAGCUUUUUUAAAUUAAGUUGCUGUAAUUCACACUGCUGUGAUGUAGAUACUGUAAUGUGUGCCUUGUAAAAUAUAUGUACUGUAUGUUAUAUGGAGAAAUAGAUACUUUAACACUGAAAAACUAGUGAUUUGGUACUGGUUGGUAUUACUUAGACUGAAGUACAACAUUUAGCAAACAAUUCUGGAAAAGGAAUCCAUUGGCAUGGACAUGGCAAUGAGUUCCAGAAGCUAGAACUUGAAAAUGUGAAUUACUGCAAAUAGCUGUUGGUGGAGGGCAUUAGAAUAAAUUAACUUUUUUGUGUUAAGUGAACAUUUCUUACAGGUUUAAUGUGAAAUUGUAACUUAAACAUUAGAGAUGGUAUUAAUAGCUAAGAACAUUCCACUAUAUUAAACUUUCUGUAUGAAUUGUGCAAUAAAGUUACUUUGGAAGAAA
This is a messenger RNA of Taeniopygia guttata (zebra finch), 3525 nucleotides long. It is a transcript of the gene RNF141, whose product is annotated as ring finger protein 141. Gene Ontology annotation, molecular function: ubiquitin-protein transferase activity. Gene Ontology annotation, biological process: protein autoubiquitination. Lineage: Eukaryota; Metazoa; Chordata; Aves; Passeriformes; Estrildidae. The record is from RefSeq and is a predicted model, not a curated record.